GGGCCGUUUCAUCUCCUCUGAAUUAUGUAGGUGAGAAGAAGCAAAGUUCAAGACUACGUUUUGGGGAGACUUUCCUCUGUGUCGCACCUCUGCGCCUCUUGUUACGGAGCAACUACUACGCCUCCCCAAGAAUGGCAUUGAUGUUGGCCCGACCAACUACCAAUCGUCGGACCGAGUCGACACGCAUUCGCUAUUUCAUUCAUAAUCCCCUCUCCGCACGCCUCAUUUGGUGUUCACGUUCACGCUCUCUCACCUGGCAAACAAGUUAUAAUCAGUUGACGAGGUAAAAGGUGAUUUUUCGAGGUGGCCCCAGCUCAUUCUCAAGUAGUCCUGGUAGACACCACUAUCUAUUGCUCGAGAAAUUAUUGGUUCUGUUUGCCAAGAGACCUAUACCAAUUAACAACACACCAAAUAGUUGUUGGAAUAUUUUUAUACACAGGUCGAGGCGUCAUUACUCCAUAGAAGUUUAUUAGACGCUUGGAACAUUAACGUCUUCUUGAUGGAGUUGAGAUCUUAAUCAAGUAUAAGGGAGAAAACGCGGUAGACGUGAUGGCGCAUAAUUAUGAGAAGGUUGUUGCUCUCAUCUCAAAGGAUCCUCAUGAAAGGGAUGAUAGAGAGGUUGAUCUCCUUAUUCCAUGGUUUCAAAACAUGAGUGGACUCUUCAAAGCACAGAAAACAGAUGUAGUAAAAGAUAUUGUGAGAAAUUGCGACUUUUUACCAGUGACCACAGAUACAGUCAUCAUCGAGCAAGGCGGAAAAGGUGAUUGCUUUUACAUCAUCCUGUCAGGCUCUGUGUCAGUGUACAUCAACCAAGCACUGGAGGACCAAGACAAUGUGGCUAAAUCUCCACCAUCCCGAGACAGGACAAGGAAAUCUAGACCAAAUACAAGAUUAAGUACCAGACCGAGUUCUCGAGUAAGAUCACCAGAAAAGACAACUCAGUCUCAAGAACAUUCUUCAAAUUCAAAUAGAGUGUCAGCCAAAGAUGACCAUUCAUCACUGAGUGCAAAGGAGGCUGGGGGAUCCGAUGAGAAUACCAGAAAGAGUCAAGCCGAACACAAUGAAAAUCAGGCAGACGGGAGCGAUCAAAUUUCUAGCAACAAAAUUGGCGGGAAAACAGACACGGGAACGACGAAUCAAAUUGAAAUCAUCAUUGAUGAUGUAAGCCAAGCAGAUAGUGGGUUGUCGUCGGAGGGAAUGCUCUUGGAUGAAAAUGAUAAUGACAUCUAUAAUAAAGGAAAUGAAAGCAAUGGUGAAGUGGAAGAUGAUGAUGAUGAUGAUGACUAUGAUGACGACUUUGAUAGCGACUUUGAUUAUUCUUCUGAUGAUGACACCAAUGGUAUUUUGAAACCAAAUACAACCAAAUUAGAAAGAUCGCUCUUUGGAGUGCACAUCCGUGAAUUGGAGGCUGGGAAGUGCUUUGGAGAACUGGCCCUUGUCCAAAACAACCCUAUCCGGACUGCGUCUAUCAUAGCUAACCAACAGACAAACCUCAUUGUCAUCAACAGAGAACUCUACAACAGGUGCCUUAAAGCAGCUCAGCAACAUGAGUUCAACCUCAAGAAGAACUUCGUCAACACCUUCCCACUUUUCAGGAACUGGACACCAAGGCAGCGUAGUGUAAUGACAAUGAGCUUGACCAGAUACCAAUACCAGUAUGGCAACACUAUGGCUAGGCAAGGCUCUCCUGUAAAAGGACUUCAUUUCAUCACUCAGGGAAGUGCCAAGGUUUCAACUGACACUGUACAACACAUAACACAGUAUCCAAACUUCUGCACUGAGACAGAUGUCCAGUUUGCAAAAGAUGUAAAAACUGGGAGAGGAACACGGACAACCCAUCCUGGAUCUAGUUCUUGGGAGUCUGGUAGCACUCGGCGAGGAGUCCAACACUGCGUCAGACGCAAGGAGACUUAUGCUGAGGCAGAAAAGGAUAUGAAUUACAAGAACACUGAUAUGUGUGUCAUCGGGGCUGGGGAUUACAUAGGUGACUUUGAGGUUUUGUUGAGGCUACCUACUUACAGCUUCUCUGUGAAGUGUCUUCAGGGUGUGGACACCUUUGAGUUGGACCUCAAUAACUUUGAGCGACAGAUUGUCAAGAAAAGUCCAACUACAUAUGCGUUACUCAAAGAAACAGCUGAAACCAAGCUGCGAGCAAGGGUCAAGCGACUUGUCAGGGACCAACAGAUCUAUAUGCCAGUCUUGGAGGCCAUGCUGAAUCGGCUGCAGAUGCUUAACAAGCCCAACGGCUGGAAGAGCAAAAUCAAAUCAAAACUUGAUGUUGCAUCUACGUCAUCAAUUGGUAGUAUCACAAUUGGUGGUGGAAAUGAAAUCAUUGGGGAAUACCGUGAAAAACAGCGGCAAUUCUUGCGACGCAGACAGCGAGAGAAGCGCCUGGAGGAGAAGCGGAACAUUCAGAUGGCACAUGCUGCUAGUCUUGGGCUUCAGCUGCAGAUGCAGAACAUGACCAAUAUGGUUAAUUAUGAUGGUAUUCCUGAUAUUGAGAUGUCUACAAUUGAGCGCAAGGCAUCAGAUAUCUUCCCAGAUGUCCCUUCAAAUGUUAAACUCAGGGUGGAUCCCAUCACUGGACUAAUUCGCGCAACUGAAAUUCGCGUUCCCCGGAACAUGGUUUAUCAGAGCAAAGGGAGCCAAUCGGGUGUCAUGAACACCAACGGGCAAGUUGUGGUUCCACGGUCCAAACGACAACUCCUCAAUGCAUUAGAAAACAAAGACAAAGCAAAUUUAGAUGUUACAAGAGAUGAAAGCAAGAAUGGAUCGUUGAAGGAUCGACGGAUUAGAAGUCAAACAUUUAGUCCAGGGGUUAACCAGUCUGUACACCUAAAAACAACAUCCUCAUCACUCACCAGUUUGAAUGGACCGUCAAAGUCAUCUGGGAGACCUUCCUCUGGCAAAAGCUCUAACUCACAGCAAGGAAUUUCCCAUGCCCGUCGUCCCAAGUCUAGAUCAGCAGGAUCACAAAGGACACACUCAUCUUCCUUUUGAGAAAGAAGAGGUGGUCCUAUUUAGAUGAUCACAUCACUUCGUGGUACAAAUUUCCCUCAGUAUUCACUCUUGAUCCUGUAUGUGAGGCCUUGGUAUUGAAUCAAUAGAGACUGAGUAGGUUCUCUAAUGCUUGUGCAGGUGGUCAUCUGCCUAAGUAUUAUAUUCAUUAGUGAAAAAAUAUAUCUCAGCAUGUAUAUAUUCAGCUUGCCAAAAAUGAUAAUUAACACUGAAAUACAUUCUGAAAUACUAAUAAUUAUUAUAAAUAUAGAUAAAAGCAUGCUCAAUCAUGAAAGGAAGACAAUAAGACAAGGGCUAUAGAACUGCUUCUGUCAAAAUAAAACCAAAAAUUAAUGAAAACUAUUUUCUUGCCUGUAACAUAGUCACAAAUCACUCUUCCAAGAUAUCCCAUUAGUUGUUCACGAUCUACUAAUUGUACGUUAAAAAUACACGUUUUUGACAAUUGAAAAAAAUGUGUUUUUUCUACAAAUUAACAAUUUUGGAAUAAUAGCUUGAUUGGUUUUCUAUAAGGGAUCACUUAACACAAUUUUUCUAAAGGGCAAAAUAGAUAGUUCACUUCCACUGCACAUGAUCCUGCAAAUUGGGAGUGCGUGCCUGCUCUAAUAAUAUUGCUCCAAGGCAUCAUAUGAUAAACCUCAUUGAUAAAAUAUUUUUCUUAUAAACAUACACGCGUCUCCUCUUUAUGAAAUACCCUGCACAUGCGCCCCUUGGAAAUCCUGACACUUUAAUGCCUAAUGAUAAAUAUAUUGAAAAUCUAUUUGCCUUCUAAGCAGCUCAGGAGAGCAUACUCAGGAAUUUAUAUUGAUCAAAUGCUUCUCAUUUGAGACACAUGAUAUUAAAUUUGUAAAUAUGUAUCUAAACAUGGAAGGGCACAACAGUCUACACGGACUUUGAAAAUUAUUGUACUGUCUUUUCAGAACAUGUGAAUAUUGAAAUAUGAUCCUCUUAUAAUAAAAUAUAAUAACAAUACCAACAUGCGUAUAUCACUGCCAAAUGCAUCCCUGUGCGCUCAAUUGGAUACUAUUACCCUGGCUUUUAGCCCUGCAGCAUUUUACAGUGCAGUGGCAUUUCAAGGCAUAAAUUCCUGCCAGGUACCCAUUUACCUUACCUGGGUCAUGUGCGGCACAAUUUGGAUAAAUUUCUUGCCGAAGAAAAUUACGCCAUGGCUAGGAUUCGAACCCAUGACUUCUGUUUCAGUGUCAGAAGACUAACCCACUGGGCCACAACGCUCCUCAUAUAUAAUUGCUCUUGCCGCAUCAAUAAGUCAAUCAUUAUUACAAUUGAUCGAUCAACAUCAAUAAAUCCAUCCAUCCACCCAUUCAGUCAAUCCAUCCAUCUA
Messenger RNA from Lytechinus variegatus (green sea urchin), 4357 nucleotides. RefSeq lists its product as uncharacterized. The record is from RefSeq and is a predicted model, not a curated record. NCBI's taxonomy places the organism in Eukaryota, Metazoa, Echinodermata, Echinoidea, Temnopleuroida, Toxopneustidae. The transcript is spliced from 9 exons. Bases 550 to 3000 code for a protein of 816 amino acids.